Molecule: messenger RNA, 894 nt
Organism: Mobula hypostoma (lesser devil ray)
Lineage: Eukaryota; Metazoa; Chordata; Chondrichthyes; Myliobatiformes; Myliobatidae
Product: lysozyme g-like
Exons: 6
Coding region: 188-751 (187 amino acids)
Biological process (GO): peptidoglycan catabolic process; defense response to Gram-positive bacterium
Cellular component (GO): extracellular region
Molecular function (GO): lysozyme activity
Source: RefSeq, a predicted model, not a curated record
AGGGCAGCUUGUUUCUUAUUGUGUGUCAGUGUGACUGGUAAGAGUUUAGAGUUCGGCUUGUGAGGCUUCACUCUGGAGGCAGAGGUAUGGAUAUAAUUACCCCACGUUUCUGUGUGAGCUCGUAAAGUUCCCAUCAACACUUUAUCAGAACUUCAUUCGACCUUUUGUAGCUACCAGCAACAGCAUCAUGUCAGGAUUUUCUAAGUAUGGCGAUAUUACAAGGGUUGACACAUCAGGAGCUUCCCAGGCAACUGCAAACCAGGACAGACUGGGGUACGGUGGUAUUGCAGCUUCUCACAAGCUGAUGGAGACUGAUUUUCAGCGGGCAAAUAAUUACAAGUCUUCGAUGUACCAAGCUGCCAAUGAAUACCAAAUCGAUCCAGCCCUCAUUGGUGCUAUCGCAUCCCGUGAAUCUCGAGUAGGCGCAGCCUUGGUAAAUGGCUGGGGUGACCAUGGGAAUGCAUUUGGUCUCAUGCAGGUUGACAAACGCUGGCAUUCACCGCGUGGCUCUUUCGACAGCGUAGAACAUCUUAAGCAAGGAACAGGUAUACUGGUAGAUAUGAUUGGACGCAUAAAACAAAAGUUUCCAAGCUGGACUAAAGAGCAGCAGCUUAAAGGUGCCCUUGCUGCUUACAACAUGGGUCCAGAUAAUGUCCGUAACUACCAAAAUGUGGAUGCUUCUACAACAGGCCGAGACUACUCUAAUGAUGUGAUUGCACGUGCCCAGUGGCUGAAGAAAAAGGGCUUUUGAUCAACUAUUCUAAUAUCUGCAUUCUGUCUCAUAAUUGACCUUAAAUUACUGCAAUUUGAGAAAUGUCGAUUCUGGUUUUUAUCACAUUACUGCCAUGGAGACUAUUGACAAAAUGAUUGCAAGAGAAUAAACAAUUAUAUGGA